Patiria miniata (bat star) is the source of this 1389-nucleotide messenger RNA. RefSeq lists its product as uncharacterized. The transcript has a single exon. The record is from RefSeq and is a predicted model, not a curated record. NCBI's taxonomy places the organism in Eukaryota, Metazoa, Echinodermata, Asteroidea, Valvatida, Asterinidae. Bases 1 to 1389 code for a protein of 462 amino acids.
AUGGCCAAUUACAUCUUAGGGGUGAAGUGGGAAUAUAACUUCAGAUUCAAGCUGGUAGACGAACGGGGGGAGGGGCAUCAAUCACAAGCUCACAGUCAAACACAACAUAUAACGUCGUAUACAAUCCACUACAGUGAUCAUAUCAACGUUCCCUACACGUUGACAAUCAUUGACACCCCAGGGUUUGGGGAUACCAGAGGUAUUGAGCACGAUAGAGCUACUGUUGAACAGAUAAAGGAGUUUUUCACUCACCCUGAAGCCCAUGGUGUGGAUCACAUUGAUGCUGUAGGUUUCGUUGUUCAGGCUUCACAAGCUCGUCUUACUCCGACGCAAACGUAUGUCUUUGAGUCAAUCCUUUCCAUUUUUGGCAAGAAUAUUGAGCCCAAUAUAUUGCUGCUGAUCACCUUCUGUGACGGGCAAACACCGAAAGUCCUCCAUGCAGUUAAAGAGGCAAAGUUACCUUUUGGUAACACGUUUAAGUUCAACAACUCGGCACUAUUUGCAAGUCAAGGAGAUGGUGGAAUGUCGAUUGAAGCAAUGUUCUGGCAAAUGGGGUAUAAAAGUAUGAAGACGUUUUUCGACGCUCUUGACUACCUAGAGCCACAAAGUCUUAUCCUCACCGUGGCUGUUCUUGAGGAACGAAAAUGCCUCGAGGCUGCUCUGAAAGGGGUAAAGCCUCAGAUUGAGUUCGCUCGUGCACAAACGGAGCAGUUAAAGAAAGACAUAAAAAUGCUUGAAGAGCAUGAAAAGGAAAUGGAGGAAUGUAAGUCUUACGAGUACGAGGCUCUCGUUCCAAAACUGACCAUAAUUCGAGAUGAAGACGAGGGCUCCACGAAUUGUCUCAACUGCCUCUACACCUGUCAUCACCCAUGUACCUACUCUAACGCAACGUUUUUGUGCCGUGCAAUGUCGUGGGGCGAUUGCACUGUGUGUCCUGGCAAGUGUUCCUCAAGCGACCACGUUUACGAGCACUCCAGAUAUCAUUGGAAAAUGGUGAAAGAGAAACAAACGUAUGCUAAUAUCGAGAGCCGAUACAGACACGCACAGGGGCGAAAACAAACCCGUGAAGAAGUGAUAAAAAAAGUACGAGCUGAUCUAGCCACUUCGGAAGCGGCUGUUUCCGAGUUGAUUAAGGAGUCUCACCGUAGUACACAGCGCCUUGAAAAGAUCGCCCUCAAGCCUCACCCCAUAGGGUUAAAAGAGUACUUAGAUGUGUUGAUUGAAUCGGAGAAGGCAACGCAAAAACCAGGUUGGGAGAAAAGAGUAGGGUCUCUGGAAAAGACUAAACUCACAGAAAGCACUGACGCUGCAGUCAAAGAUGCAGCUAAAUCGGACAGUGCCUCAAAUAAUAUGUGGAGCAAAAUAAAGAAAACAUUUGGGUAUACAUAG